CUCAGUAGACCGGGCUUGGAGGAACAGGUUGAGACGUUUACAAACUGCGAAAUCAUCCAACAUCAUACAACGCGGUUACACUACAAACACAAACUGGAAGGCCUGAGUGCAGCGUGGGUGCCCAGGGAUAGGCCGUCUGAGGCUGGGGAGCAGAGUGGCCGGUCCCCCCCGGUUAUGAACCACACCGAGGGAGGCCUGGUCAUCUUCAGUGCCAACUCACACCCCUCCUCCAGGGAGAUCAGCAAGAGGAUAGGAGAGCGUCUGGGGGUGGAGCUUGGGAAGGUGCAGGUGUACCAGGAAGACAACAGAGAAACGCGUGUGCAGAUCCAGGAGUCGGUUCGAGGCAAAGAUGUCUUCAUCAUCCAGACAGUGUCUAAGGAUGUGAACACUACCAUCAUGGAGUUGUUGAUCAUGGUGUAUGCGUGCAGGACUUCCUGUGCCAGGAGUAUCACCGGGGUCGUCCCCUACUUCCCUUACAGUAAACAGUGUAAGAUGAGGAAGAGAGGGUCUAUCGUCUCCAAGCUGCUGGCCUCCAUGAUGUGUAAAGCAGGUCUGACCCAUCUCAUCACUAUGGAUCUUCAUCAGAAGGAGAUUCAGGGCUUCUUCAACAUCCCAGUAGACAACCUGAGAGCUUCUCCCUUCCUACUGCAGUACAUACAGGAGGAGAUUCCUGACUAUAGAAACGCAGUGAUAGUAGCCAAAUCUCCAGCCUCAGCCAGAAGGGCCCAGUCGUUUGCAGAGCGGUUGCGUCUGGGUAUUGCAGUGAUCCAUGGAGAGGCCCAGGAUGCAGAGUCAGACCUGGUUGAUGGAAGACACUCCCCUCCUACUGUCAAGAUACCACUGUUGAUCCCUAAAGAGAAGCCUCCCAUCACAGUGGUAGGAGACGUAGGAGGACGCAUCGCCAUCAUAGUGGAUGACAUCAUCGAUGACGUGGACAGUUUCGUGGCGGCCGCACAGACGUUGAAGAAGCACGGAGCGUACAAGAUAUUUGUCAUGGCGACGCACGGCAUCCUCUCCUCCGAUGCACCGAAACUCAUAGAGGAAUCUGCCAUCGACAAGGUGGUGGUAACCAACACUAUUCCUCAUGAGCAUCAGAAGCUGCAGUGUGUUAAGAUCCAGACGGUGGACAUCAGCCUGAUCCUCUCUGAAGCCAUCAGACGAAUCUACAACGGAGAGAGCAUGUCCUACCUGUUCAGACACAUCGGACUGGAGGACUGAACACACACACACACACACCCACACACACACACACACACACACACACACACACACACACACACACCCACACACACACACACA
Molecule: messenger RNA, 1299 nt
Organism: Oncorhynchus kisutch (coho salmon)
Lineage: Eukaryota; Metazoa; Chordata; Actinopteri; Salmoniformes; Salmonidae
Product: phosphoribosyl pyrophosphate synthase-associated protein 2
Exons: 11
Coding region: 175-1218 (347 amino acids)
Biological process (GO): purine nucleotide biosynthetic process; 5-phosphoribose 1-diphosphate biosynthetic process
Cellular component (GO): cytoplasm; ribose phosphate diphosphokinase complex
Molecular function (GO): magnesium ion binding; ATP binding; ribose phosphate diphosphokinase activity
Source: RefSeq, a predicted model, not a curated record